Messenger RNA from Rhopalosiphum padi (bird cherry-oat aphid), 685 nucleotides. Its product is annotated as eclosion hormone-like. Bases 214 to 468 code for a protein of 84 amino acids. The transcript has 2 exons. The record is from RefSeq and is a predicted model, not a curated record. Gene Ontology annotation, molecular function: ecdysis-triggering hormone activity. Lineage: Eukaryota; Metazoa; Arthropoda; Insecta; Hemiptera; Aphididae. Gene Ontology annotation, biological process: ecdysis, chitin-based cuticle; neuropeptide signaling pathway.
CGCGUAUUGCAAAUUACAAUAUAGUAAGUAUAUUAUCCAUUUAGCCAUACUCUAUCGCUGACCAUAUACGAUGCAAAUUCGAUUUGACUAUUAUUAUGAUGGGUAUAAAGCCAACGGGUUCGUUGUCAUUUUCGUCAGUGCGUAUAGUAUCGUCCGAACGGUCUACGACAGAAAGAAGUUUCAACACUACCGCUAAACAGGAGAACUUAAACGAUGAUGAACACUUCAUUCAAGAAAAUCGUCUUCUUGGCCGCGGCGUUGGCAUUGAUCGCGAUGUUCGGUCACGUGGCGGCAGACAUGGCGGACGUGGGCAUGUGCAUCAGGAACUGCGCGCAAUGCAAAAAGAUGUUGGGCGCCUACUUCGAGGGGCCGUUGUGCGCAGACGCCUGCGUCAAAUUCAAGGGCAAGAUGAUACCGGACUGUGAAAACAUCGAGUCCGUAGCACCGUUCCUCAACAAGCUCGAGUGAUCGAGCCGGAGCAUCCAUCACACCAUAAGACCGAUAUGUUUAUUUACUAACGAAGAAUUAUUUGUUAUUUAAGCUAUAUGCGGCUGCGCGCGGCCAUAUUAUAAUAUAGAUUUUGCUUACCGAUUUAAUAAACAGAAUGUGUUAAUGAAUUAUAUGGUUUAAUAAUGUUAUGUGAAUAUAUGUAUGAUCGUAUAAAAAUAAAAACAUAAUCCAAAUA